AUGCCCCCGAGCUACUUUUUGCAAACUCCACGUCGACUCGCCAUGAGAUGGAUCCCACCCACAGUCGCCGUUGUUGCCGUUGGCUACGGUUUGAACACUUAUCGUGAGGGCAUGGUUCAACGACGCCUUGCCAAUGCCGCUGCCGCAGAGAAGCAGGCCAUCGAAGACCGUAAGAGAGCGACGAUGUUGAUGGACGCAUACGGUGAUCGAUCGAGCCUUGAGGCGCUGGAGAAGGCGAUGGAAGUUUAUGAGUCGCAAAAUCAGGCGUAG
Molecule: messenger RNA, 270 nt
Organism: Colletotrichum spaethianum
Lineage: Eukaryota; Fungi; Ascomycota; Sordariomycetes; Glomerellales; Glomerellaceae
Exons: 2
Coding region: 1-270 (89 amino acids)
Source: RefSeq, a predicted model, not a curated record